AUGGUUGUCCCAAAGGUGUUAGUUGUGUUUUCUCUCAGUCUUCUGGUAUUGACAGUUUGGGCUGAUGAAAGUAACCAGGCUGUAGAGACGGGAGAUCUAGAAGCCGAAGCUACAGGCCAUGGUGGAUAUGGAGGUGGUGGAAUCGGUUUGGGCGGAUAUGGAGGCGGUGGAAUCGGUGUGGGCGGAUAUGGAGGCGGUGGAAUCGGUUUGGGUGGAUAUGGAGGUGGUGGACUCGGUUUGGGCGGAUAUGUUGGAGGUUUCGGAGGUGGAUAUGGUGGAGGAUACGGAGGUGGGUAUGGUGGUGGAGUUGGAACAUUUCUUGCUAUUCCAAUUGGCGUCGCUCAUGCCCGUGUAGUAGGAGUCGGUGGACUUGGUGGUUACGGUGGUUUCGGUGGACUUGGAGGUUAUGGUGGAUUUGGCGGAGUUGGAGGUUAUGGUGGAUUUGGCGGAGUUGGUGGUCGUGGUGGAUUUGGCGGAGUUGGAGGUUAUGGUGGAUUUGGCGGAGUUGGAGGUUAUGGUGGAUUUGGCGGAGUUGGUGGUCGUGGUGGUAGAGGACAUCACAAGGGAUGGGAUUAA
Messenger RNA from Limulus polyphemus (Atlantic horseshoe crab), 576 nucleotides. RefSeq names its product acanthoscurrin-2-like. The record is from RefSeq and is a predicted model, not a curated record. Bases 1 to 576 code for a protein of 191 amino acids. Lineage: Eukaryota; Metazoa; Arthropoda; Merostomata; Xiphosura; Limulidae. The transcript has 2 exons.